AUGAGCGUAUUCAGCUGUCUUGGGCCUUGUGGAGAACAAGUAGCGUGUCUGUCUCCUUUGGCCAUCGUUAUCCGCAGCGGCAACUUGCCCGUUUUAGCCCAACACAUCGAGCAACAAAAGUCCCCAGGCUGUGGCUGCGAAGAGGGGACAGUGGGAGCUAAUUAUGCCGGCUGCCAGUCUAAGACACGUCUAGGAAAGAAGUGUCAGAAUUGGAAUUCGCAGACUCCUCACAAACACGAAACCCUUACAGACGAGAAUCACAACUACUGCAGAUCUGCAGGACAAGGAGACUCUAUUUGGUGCUUUACGACAGAUCCAGACGUCCGCUCCGACUUCUGCGAUCCCCUAGGCCCCAAGACACAGCUGGUGCAACCAGGAGAUACCAUUGAUUUGGUACUAGAGGGUUUCUUUUCGGAGGCGUAUUAUGACUUGGCCUUUUUUAUGCCAUCUAUACUUGGAGAUGGGGCCCGGCCGUGCGGACCGGGACUGGAGACAAGAGAUAUUCAUCUUAAAAAGUCAUCCAACGGCACAAUAAAUAAAGCUCUUCCUCGUCUUUCAGCUGGUGGUCUCUCCGCUCUUAUCUGGCAAGAUGUGCAGGUUGAAUCUUCAGCGCAUGGCUCCUACAGGCCGAAGAAAGAAUUGGAGACAUUUGACGUCCAGACAGGGACUCCUGCCUCUGUCUCGCUGACGGGCUUUGGUUAUACGAUAGGAGACACUGUCUCCAUUACGCGUUCUUCUUACAACUGCGACUUCUCCGCCGUUGCCUUCGCUGAGUCUAUGGGCAGUCUUCUUUUGCGAGGCGCCGAGGCAUACCGCCAACUAGCCUUCGCCCUCGAGCUGGGGACAGCUACAGCUGCUAAGCUCACCCCUACCUCCAUAUAUAUAAGCAAAAACGUUACAUCCCUCCCCUUGCCAGCCUUCACUAUCUACCAAACGGGGGUGUACUACGCAUGCUGGUCACCUUCAGGGUCCAACGUCUCCCUACCAGCAGCCAAAAUCAACGUCACAGGUGUGGAGUUGCGCCGCCAUUUUUACGCGCUGUACGUUUCCAAUUCCUCUAAAGUUGAAGACCGUCCCUUUUCGAUAUUUAUUAAGGCUCGGGGCCCCGUUCCUAAGCCCCUAGAUAGUGAGAUAUAUCUGACCAAACCAGCAAACACCCCCUGUGGGGGCACCAUUGUAGGACGUCCUAAGGAAGUCGUCGAGCAGCCGGUAGCCGAGGACAGCGAGACCAAGUUCUUCAUUGCAGAGCAAAUGACUGUCGGGCGGCUUGGUGACGGCGAAAAUACAUCUGAAGGGACGCUUGAGGUUUGUUUAGAGCUGGAGCAGAAGGCAUAUUCAUUGGGAGUGGCUCAUCUUAGCAGGGCCCUCGUGUACCCUCUGGAUUUGUUUCAGAGGGGAUCCCACGGGUCUCCUGGUAUCCCCCACAGCACUUUCUCGCUAACAGUCGAGAAGUUCAGCGCUUUGGGGCUGCACUGGAUUGGGGCGGAGACGGAGACGGAUUGCUUCUUCGAACAGGACUUACAUGCAUUUUUUAGCCAAGGGGACUUUCCAAAGGCACUGAGCUUCUGGGUGGAGGAGACAGGUGUCUCCGUUUGGUAUUCCUCGAUAGCGAAUCCAACCCCAAAAGCACUGGCGUGGUUUUCUGCCCCAGAUGUUUCUGCUGUAGCCGUUCAUGCAGACAGUAGCAGAGUGUUGUUUUUCCUAUUGAAGAAAGAGUUUAAAGUCCUUGAGGUGUACGACAUGACGAAGCCGAGACACCUCUCAGAGCUGUCUCCUCUCGCCACCACCUCAGGGACGACGUUGCUGUUCGAACCCACAGGGCUUGCGCUGCUGCAGGAGAAGAGUGAAUGCCGCGUUGUUGUAGCAGACAGACGCAGGAAACAGAUUCUGCUCUUCGACAGUGGAUUGCAGCUGCUAGAGGCCCAGUCUACAUGGCCAAAUAUGUCAGGGCCUCUCGAAGGCCCGCGUUCUGUCUUUUGUAUCCCCACACCCGACCGCUCCUCUUCCAAUCUCUUCGAUUGCUACUUGGCAGACCAAGAGACGGGAAGAUUAAUUCUUCUGCAGUACGAUACAACUACUAACACCUCCUCCUUCGUCUCCGAGGUCUCCUCCAACGAAAAUGGAUCCCACAAACUGGUAGAGCCCAAGCUCGUUGUUGUCUACGCCUACAAUGGAUAUACGCUGCUCUACGUUGCCGAGGAGGGCAAGACGGAGCCAAUGCUGCUAACAAAACCAUAUGGCCACUCUGAGAUGCGUUUGUAUCAGCGGCUGGACUCCGUCUCUGCAGGAGAGACGGAUAUGAAGUGGAUGUGCUUGCUGCAGACAGGGGAUGCCUCGGGAGGUUUGAGCGGCGUCUGGUUGAUGACGUUUCACAACUCUUACGAUGGGCCAAUGGUCCACCUAGUACCUCUUGACACCACCGCCACCACCCCCGACUUCAAAUACACCCCAAGAGAAUGGUAUGCCUUAGGGGAGGAACAUCGACUUGAGCCCUCUAUCGUGGGGGCCAGCUCAAACGCAGGUCUCGCAAGUUUUGCUUUGAACCCAGCGGCUGCCUCUUUUGCCUUUAUGGAGAGAAAUGUUAGUAUAGAAGAGACGUCAGGCACAAUUACCCUUCGCCUUAUUGACAUCCAAGAAGAGCCCAUUACUGUUGAAGUCAUUGGAAGCGGAGUCGUCAAUAGCGUCAAUACCUCCUUUACCUUCCGUGUCGGCUGCAAAGACGGGCAUUACUACAGCAAUGGCAUGUGUAUCAAAUGCCAAACAGGGUCCUUUAACAGUCUUGCACUUGUUAAAGAGAGCCCCACUAGCUACUUCCACGCAUGCAGAAAAUGCGCAGAUAAACGCAGUACAGUAGCAGAAGGUUCCACAAGCAAUGAGCAAUGCCUAUGCGAGAAGGGUUACCACCUCGACAAAGAGACAGAAGAAUGCGUGCCUUGCGCUGAAGGGUCCUACAAAGACACCGUAGCAGACACAGGGUGUACAGGAGGCGGCUGUCCCCCCCACUCUGUCUCGCACGUCGUUGGUGCAGUUUCCUCUGAAGAAAGAUACUGCUCUUGUUUGCCAGGCUAUUACGCGGUGUAUACCGACGAUGAGAUGCAAUGUCUGGAGGUGGAAGAGGGCUAUUUCUCAUUAGGAGGAUAUGGGGCCCAGCGGAUAUCUUGCCCUCCGUUCACAUCAACAAAUGCGGAGAACGGGCUUUCUGUUGACUUGACGCAUUGUCUCUGCAAGCCAGGAUAUGCCCCUGCUUCUGCGGAAUCCCUAGCAGACCCUACAACCCCUGCGAGCCUGCUUAAGCGGUGGCUGCUGCUGAACCCUUUCUAUGCAAGCCUGCAAGACACGCAAGUCUGCAUGCUCUGUGGAAGGAGACACUACAAAGGGAGGGUGUCAGCAGAGGCCUGCAUCGAGUGUCCCCUCAACUCCUUCUCGAGUGAAGACGGACCCACAGACAAGAGCAGCUGCAACAUGUGUCUCGCCGGUUACUACCACACAUCCAACGAGGACCUUCCUUGUGGAGAGUGUCAGGCGCACCACUUCUGCGUGGGGUCGGAGCCUGCUGUCGAGUCGCUGGCUCCUCUGGCAGGGGACAAAAUCCCUUGCUCAGACUAUACGGAAACAAUCGAGCCCAACAGCAAAAAUACAGAUCCUUUCAGCUGCAUGUGCAUGGCAGGGUAUGAGUACGCUGGGAUUGACAACAGCACCCACAAAGUGACUUGUCGUCCUGUGCCCCUGGGCUCGUACAAGGAGAGCAUAGGAAACUUAGAAGCAAUUAAGUGUCCCCCCGGCAGCAACACGCUCAGCACGGCCUCCAAGUCCCUCUCGGAUUGCGUCUGCAGCGCCGGCUACUACUUGGACCAAGACAGUCGGGUUUGCCAGCCGUGCCCAGUGGGUGCGUACUGUUUAGGGGGUAUUGACGCGACGACUAAUUUGCAUAGUUCUUUUGUGCUAUGUCCCCCCAACACGACGACAAAGGGAGAAAUGUCGUCAUCGUUAAAGGACUGUAUGUGCGACAAGGGGUAUUACCGAGCAGGGUCGGGGACAACCAUGGAGACUGUAACCUGCAACAAGUGCAGAGUCAACUCUUACAAAGACUGGAUCGGCAAUGAUAAUUGCAAACAGUGCAGCGAAAACUCGGGUAUGAACGUCACGGGUUCCACCUCCUCCGCGCAGUGUCUUUGCAGCCCCGGCUACUACUAUAACAGCGAGCUCCGCGAGUGUCUUGCAUGCAAGCAAGCCUACAAAUAUUGUCCCGGGGGGGAGACAGAUUGUUCGGAAGACGACAAAGAAUGUGUUAAUGGAAAGAAACCGAUUCAGCCAGUAGAUUGUCCUAAACACACAAGAAUCACAGAAGGGUUCGAUACCCCUGCAACCCUCGACGACUGCAAGUGCGACCGUGGUUAUGCAUUUAAAUACAUAGAUGUGGAGAGGAACGUGAAGGUGUGCGAGCCUUGUAGCGAGGGCUCUUACAAGACGACUGUGCAGGACAUUAACUGCAACGGUCUGUGCGGUGUCUCUUCAACUAGUUUAGAAGGCGCUCAAGCCCAAGCACAGUGUUUCUGCGAAGAGGGAACAUAUUACGCUGCGGGGGUUUGCCAUGCAUGCCCUGACGGGGCUGUCUGCCUUGGGGGUUUGGUGGAUGCUGCAGUGGAGCGGCUGUUAAGAGAUCCGAGUUAUGUUGAGAUCACGGUUGAAGACCAUGUGAAGCCUUAUCCGCAAGCUGGGUAUUAUCUAAACAAACAGAGAGAAGUGCUGACAGCUCCUUCCGAUUGGCAGUUCUUAAAAUGCCCCAUUGCCGAUGCUUGUCUUGAGUUUGGUGUGUGUGCCUCUACUAUGGGGAACUACCUUUGCAGUGAAUGCAAGUUUGGGUAUACAAAUGGGUUUCAAAAGGAUGAGUUUUGCACUGCAUGCCCUUCUCAGAUCCCCAAUGCUUUGUUAUUUGUUGGCUAUCAGCUGGCUCUGCUGCUCUUUAAUGUGGGCAUGGCCUACAUGAACGUGGCUGCGGGCUUUAACAGACGAUCUAUACACUCCAUUGUCAUUAAGAUUGCCUCCAACUUCCUCACCUGCAUGUCGGUGCUGACAGUUGUUGACUUCAACCAAAUUAGCCUCCCUACGUGGGUCACAAGUUUGACACGAAAUGUGUCGGAGACGAUUAUUCAAAAGGAAGCAAGCAGCACGCGUUUUACUGCUGUCGAGUGUCUUCUUCGAGAGGGGUUCUCUUUGUCUUUCUCCGAUUCCUUCUUCUACUCUAUGUUGCUCAACGCUCUGCUGCCCAUCAUGCUUCCCGUAAUCGCGACCUUUAUCUUGUACUUCUUCUUGCACCGAUUUCAGCACUAUUAUCGGAACUCCAUUAAGAAGAAACUGCUGCUGCUAGGAGAGACCGAGCGCUAUGGGCUAACCAGUCUCACUGUCCAGCUGCGCGAGAGAUACGAAGAAGACAGAGCCUUUAUGAUGUUCCGUUAUGUGCCAAUUCCUGGAGACUCGCAGUGGAGACGGUGGCAAAAGUUUGUAGAAGAUAUGAUUCCUAUUUAUGUCACAGUCCUUUUCUUCUUGUACACCGCCACAACCCGUCAUAUGUUGAGUUUGCUCGACUGCUCCGUCAUCGACUACGGUAGCGCUUAUGGGUCAAAGUCUUUCUUGCGAGCAGCUAUGAGCAUCGAGUGUAGGGUGGAGCCAUCUAGCGAUUAUUUCAAGUUCUUUGCUCUUGGGAUCGUUGGGAUCGCAGUAUGGAGUGUGGGGAUCCCGCUGGUUUCCAGCAGCAACAAUGGAUCGCGGCUCUGGCCUGCGUGCGUCGUAGCCGUCGUCUUCAAUAUUUACCACUUGAACUGCCAGCCUUUUGACAAAAGAAAUUACUCUACUCUUGACAACCUGGAGAACCACAGCAUGUCUAUUUGGACUUUGACCAUUUGUAUAAUGUUGGCGAUAGCGGGAUCGAAUUUCGAUGCGAACGUAAACGUGGCACUGGCAAUUGUCGUCGUGGUUGCUCUGCUGCUUUUUGGAUUGGAAGUCUUGGUUAAUUUAAUGUUUGCGUAUUUUGACAAUGUGCGUGCAAAUCGAUCAUUUUUCAAAGUGCCGGUGAUAGGAUAUUUGUUUCGUGCAUUUGCUCGAUGGUCAGAAAAGAGGAAAUCUUGGGAGCCUUUGGUGGUUUACGAUGUAGAAAAUGAUAUAAUUCGAUUAAUUGCUGCCAAGAGACAUCGCACACUUAAAAUUAGUACUAAACAAUCGACUACACGCAUCAACUCGAAAGAAAGACAAUACUUCCUCAAGGUCAUGGCAGAGACACUUGGGUUUGCGGUUGUUCACAUGAAGUUAGAUGUCAUUCCUGGUACAUUUUUAGAGUUUGUUUUGCGUCUUGGAUUUGCCUUCCAUAAAGUCGAAGAGGAGACACAAGAAAGCAACAAGUCACUCCAAGCCAUUGCUAGAGGAGAUAUCUCCAUGCUUGCCGAUUGGUCUCUUCAACAAAAACAAAAACUAUCAAGAAGAGGAGAUGCUAUUAAAGACGAACCUGCUAAAGCAGAACCCCUCGAGGGUUUCUUUAAACGCAUCGAGAAAAAGCUGAUAAUCGACCAAAAAAAGAUUAAGCGGAGGAGACUUAAAGACAUCGAAGGAGGAUACUCUGCAAGCGACCUCGAAAUGGAGGAAAAGGAAGAAGAGGAAGAUGAUGACGAGGAGGAGGAAGAAAAAGAAAAAGGAGAGGAAGGAGAAGAUGCUGGGGAACAAGAUGAUGAAAACCAAACAAACGACCAAGAAGACAUAAGCGACGAAGAUCAAAACACACAACUCCUAAACAAAAGAAGAAAUGCCGCUUCUCCUAAUGUAGAGCGUCUGAUGUCUGAGUUGGGGAGAGAAGAGCAGCGAGAGUCUGCGUAUAUUUUUGAUAACGAGGUGAUGGAGUGUGGGUUGCCAUUGUCUGAGUUAUAUCUAGCGUUAUUAAAGCUGCAGCUAGAGGAUGCAGCAACAAUUAGCCAUCAAUAUGAAUCAUUUAGAGCUCGUAAAGCUGCUUAUUUAGCUAAAGUAGCAGAGAAACUUAAACGUAGAAACAGGAAGCUCAGGCUAAUCCGCUAUGCCCUUCAAGCAGCAGCCAAGGGAGCAGCAGAUUCAGACAUUGAGGCACUCGGCUUUACUGCUGAAGCGUUUAGUCAGAUACAGGAAAAGGUAGAAACACUCAUUAAACAGCAGAGACACCUCAAGGAGACACUUAAUAGACUUAAGAGUGAUCCCGAUAGCUACCAAGGAGAAGACCUCCACCUUGAAUGGGUCGACGUCGAGGGAGCAGGAGAUGAUGACGCCUUGGGGGAGAAACAAGAUGACUCAGAAAAGGGAUCAGAAAAAACACCCGCUAGUGAAGACAGCGAAAACCACAGCGAACUUCCAAGGAGCAGCAGCAACCACAGCGAGUCAUCCGAGGACGAAAAGGAUGUAACAAGCAACAAGCCGAUUUAUAUAAUUGGCGCAGAUGCAGAGGCAUGGGCUGAGUGA
Messenger RNA from Eimeria maxima, 7473 nucleotides. RefSeq names its product kringle domain-containing protein, putative. Bases 1 to 7473 code for a protein of 2490 amino acids. The transcript has 17 exons. NCBI's taxonomy places the organism in Eukaryota, Apicomplexa, Conoidasida, Eucoccidiorida, Eimeriidae. The record is from RefSeq and is a predicted model, not a curated record.